Helobdella robusta is the source of this 576-nucleotide messenger RNA. RefSeq lists its product as hypothetical. The annotation marks the transcript as partial. The record is from RefSeq and is a predicted model, not a curated record. Lineage: Eukaryota; Metazoa; Annelida; Clitellata; Rhynchobdellida; Glossiphoniidae. The transcript is spliced from 5 exons.
GCAAAGACAUCCGUAAAACAUUUCCCAAUUAGCGUUACGUCCUCAGAAAUAACAUUCGGUCUGGCAAAGUUUGAAAAGUUUUCUGAGUUCUUGGAGCAUUUUAUGAACAGGCCAUUAAUAGGCGGCAUAGUUUUUACGGCACCGGUCUUGGUCCCCAAACACAAACAAGCAAACAAACAAACUGUGCUGGAGCCGACGGUUAUUAUCCACGGCGAGAUGAGUCCAACUUCGCCAACCAGCAAGAGCUCUGUGAGUGAUUUGCCGGAUUUGUCGGUCAAAACGGGGUUCCUAAUAAAACAGGGAGGACUUGUAAAGAAUUGGAAGGAAAGAUGGGUCGUUGCGGACUCGAAGGAUUUAAAGUACUAUCAAAGAGAGGAGGACUUCACGCCCAAGGGAACUAUCGACCUAAGGGAUUGUACGUGUUGCAGGAAGACAAACACACUUUCGGAGGCUUUUGGCAAAGAAAAUACAUUCAUACUGAUGACACCAUGGCGAACGUUUUUGUUUUCAGCGGCAACUGUCACGGAUAUGGAAUCGUGGGUGGCUUUCUUAAAAGAAAAACUCGUUAGUAGUUAA